Molecule: messenger RNA, 1254 nt
Organism: Kalmanozyma brasiliensis GHG001
Lineage: Eukaryota; Fungi; Basidiomycota; Ustilaginomycetes; Ustilaginales
Product: JmjC
Exons: 1
Coding region: 1-1254 (417 amino acids)
Biological process (GO): negative regulation of gene expression; positive regulation of translational termination; protein hydroxylation
Cellular component (GO): nucleus; cytoplasm
Molecular function (GO): sequence-specific DNA binding; histone H4R3 demethylase activity
Source: RefSeq, a predicted model, not a curated record
AUGGCGGAGGCUGUCUUAGGUCACGAUGCACGCUCAGACGUUAAGGACGACGAGACGGUGAUCCGAUUCACCACGAUGCCUACGUACGACGAGUUCCAUCGGCGGUGUCUGUUGCCGAAUCGACCGUGCGUGUUGCCGGCUGGGCUGGUUGCGCACUGGCCCGUGAUACGAUCAAAGACGUGGGAGGCGGCACCUUCAAGCUCAGUAUCAGAACCCGGAGUGGACUGGCAAGCGCUGAAGCAGCACUACGGAACGCACGUCUCGCCGGUGGUCAUAACACGCGUCAACGCCAACGGAGAGGUCUCUGAGGACAGGAGCGACAUGACCAUCGCCCACGCCAUCGACCUCAUCCUCUCCCUCAAACAGGACAACGCCGUCAAGUCGAUCUACAUCAAAGACUGGCACCUGAUCAAGCAGCUUCACUCCGAAGUCGAGCCAUAUACCGUGCCGGACAUCUUCGCCGACGAUUGGAUGAACAACAUCUAUGGGGAAAAGGACGACUUUCGAUUCGUGUACGCCGGAACGCGUGGGUCGUCCACCCUACUUCAUCGAGAUGUGUACACGUCCUAUUCGUGGAGCACCAAUGUGGUUGGUUGCAAGACGUGGUAUUUGUUCCCACCGCGAGCGAUAGCGUGCUUGCGAAGGUUCACGCGCGUCGAGACGUCCGAGCUCAUACCCUCCCUCGAAGCGCUCCACACCCUCGUCAAGGACAAGAACCGAAAAGAGUUUCCACAGCUAGAGCUCGCGUUGGGAAGUAUGCAGACCAUCACCCAAGCUCAAGGGGAGACAAUCUUCGUACCGUCCAAUUGGUACCACCAGGUACACAACGAUACAGACUGCGCCAGCAUCAAUCGCAACUGGUGCAACAGCGUCAAUCUCCCCUCGAUGUACAGGGCCAUUGUGGUGGAGCUAGAUCAUGCAGAGGAGGCACUGUGCGACGUGAGAGACAUGCUACAGCAAAGCUCCAGGAAGGGAAAAGAGGAGUGGAAGAAGGAGUUCUAUGGGUUGGUACAGGAUGUGGCGGUCAAAGAUGCCGGAUGGGCGUGGAAAGGCUUUUGGGAGAUGGUCUUGCACAACUUGAAGCACCCUGCGACAGCUCAGGCCUUGAGGCCAGACGGCGCGUGGGUGAAAGAGCGGCUCCUACCGCUGGUGCAGGACUUCGAACAGAGGGACGACGCACACUGGCUCGACACAAUCAUACUCGACACGAUUCAACAGUGCAAACGUCUCCUGCAACAAGGACCAAUGACAUGA